AUGAGAGGUGGGACAAGCGAAGGGGAGGAGGCGCUGAGAGGGGAACUUGCGACCCUCAAGGUGCAAGUCGCGGCCCUUCAAAAAGAAAAGGAGGAGAGAGACCGGGGGAUGAUGCCACCCCCCGGGCUGCCGCGGACUGAGAGGGAUGCCAACCCUACUGGGGAGGACACCCGGGAGGAGGAGAUGAUGGAGGUGGCCGAUGCUGGGCUACCACUAGAUCCCCCUCCCCCCGGGAAAGUAGCCGACCCCCCGCCCCCGGAGAAAAAGACCUGGGAGGUGGUCACGCCGAAGGCGGGCACCUCCCGGGUCCCAAGGCCGGGGAGAGGGAGAUCGCGGACAAGGGGGAAGGAGAGGUCCUCUUCCAGGAAGAGGACCGAUCCCCUUCAAAGCCUGGCGAAGAACCCCUCUCUACCAUCCCCCCAGGCCCCGAAGAAAACGGGGAAGCCCCUGCUAGUGAAAGCAGGAGAGCUCACGGGGGAGAUGGUGGAGAGGAGGAUUCAGGAGGCCGUGGAUCGGUCCCAAAGGGAGAUCCUCCAGAGGAUGGAGGGGAUCCGGGAAGAAGAAGAAGAAGAAGAAGAAGAAGGGAAAGGCCCCCCCCAGCAGCAGGCGCAAGAGGUGAGGGAGGCGGAUCCCCCGAAGAAGGGGAACGGCGGCCUCCCCCAACCCGCCGCGGACGUCGAGAAUUACGCGACGGUGUUGGGGAGGAGAGCGAGAGCCGCAGAAAAGAAAGCGGCUAAGGGAGCCCCUAAGGCGGCUGCCUCCGGCCCCCCGGUGAAGGGGCAAGCCGGCGCAGCGCCUAAAAAGGCCCCUAGGCGGAGGCUCCCGCGCACGUUGGCCGUGGUCCUCACGCGUCCCAACGGGGACUACCGUGAGGCCAUGGCCAGACUGCGGCGGGAGAUCAGCCUGGAAGAACUUGGCAUCGGGGACCGGGUCAACGUUAGAUCCGCGGCCACCGGUGCCAAGAUAAUAGAGGUGUCCGGCGAGGGCCACGCCGAAAAGGCGGACGCCCUCGCGGGUUGCGUCACGCGUGUCUUCCUCGGGGAGGAGGGCACGCGUGUGGAUCGUCCAAGGAGGAUGGCCGAGGUGCGCGUGCGCGACCUUGACUCCUCCUUGGACGUUGAGGAGGUGAAGGGGUGGGUCGCGGAGGCCGGGUGCUGUGGCGCCUCCGACGUGCAGUGCGGGGCACUGCAGCCGGCCGCCGGGGGCAGCCAUAGCCUCUGGGCCAAUGUGAACCACUCUCCACAGGCGCAAGAUUUGCUCCAACAAAGCGUGGUGGAGAGUGGUUUCACGCUGGCGAUCGUGUCCGAGCCCCACCGCCCCCCGAGAGACAGCCCAUAUUGGGCUGUCGAUAACGGACGGGCGGGGGACUCGGUCGCGAUUCGGUGGCGGUCGGUGCCGGGUGGUCCCGAUACGGCCGCCAUCGAAAAAGGGGAACGGCAUAUGGCCGUUCAAUGGGGGCCCAUCGCGGUCGUUGGGGUCUAUUUGAGGCCCACCAGGCGCCUCCCCCCCUUUGAGGGCUGGCUCUCGGACAUCGGGCAGGCGCUCGUACGCCUGAGUCCGAGGCCGGUCCUCGUGGUCGGGGACUUCAACUCGUGGCACACGAAGUGGGGUUCCCGGCACACGAACGGGAGGGGUAAGGCCCUGGACGAGUGGGCGGCGAUGCACGGGCUGGUCCUCGUGAACGAGGGCCAGACCUCCACCUGCGUGCGGACGCAGGGGGAGUCCAUUGUGGACCUCACAUGGGCUACCCCCUCGGCCGCGCGCUUGAUUACCGGGUGGAAGGUGGAGCGGGGCGUCGAGACUCUAUCGGAUCACCGAUAUAUAACGGUGGAGCUCGGCGUCCUCUCCUCCGUGCGUCGCCAAGAGGAGACGCGACCGCGAUGGGCCCUCCGGAAGCUCUGCGAGGACGACCUGAUGGCCUCGAUUGAGGCCGCCUGUUGGGUCCGGGGAAGUUUCCCCGGGAUCCGGGAGACGGACCCCCUGCAGGAGGCCGAGUGGAUAGGGGCAACGCUCACCGCGGCGUGCAACGCCGCGAUGCCCCGAUCCAAGGCUCGGCCUCAGCGGGCCGUCUACUGGUGGACGGCAGAAAUCGCCGACUUGCGUCGACGAGCCGUCCACCAGCAGAGGAGACUCGUCCGCUGCAGGCGCAGAGGCGAACAGGCGGCCGAACAAGCCAGGGAGGGCUACCUUGAGGCCAAG
This is a messenger RNA of Vollenhovia emeryi, 2199 nucleotides long. RefSeq lists its product as uncharacterized. The transcript is spliced from 3 exons. Lineage: Eukaryota; Metazoa; Arthropoda; Insecta; Hymenoptera; Formicidae. The annotation marks the transcript as partial. Gene Ontology annotation, molecular function: catalytic activity. The record is from RefSeq and is a predicted model, not a curated record.